AAAAGAGUUGGAUCUAGUAGAGCAAGCAAGACAGUGUAACAGAGAGACGAAGAAGAAGAAGAAGGGGUUGCCAGAGUUGAACUCAAUUCGAUCUUUCGAAAAUGGUGAGGCAUUCGUCAUCAUCGUCCUCUACGAGCCAGGACGCCCUUGCCCUUUUCAAUUCUCUGAGAUCGGCUUACUCCGCCACUCCUACCGCUCUCAAGAUCAUUGAUCUCUAUGUCGGUUUCGCUGUAUCCACAGCUAUCAUCCAGGUAGUCUACAUGGCUCUUGUUGGAUCAUUCCCAUUUAACUCUUUUCUCUCUGGAGUACUCUCAUGCAUAGGGACAGCAGUCCUUGCUGUUUGCCUCCGUAUUCAAGUGAACAAAGAAAACAAGGACUUUAAGGAUUUAGCACCGGAGCGGGCUUUUGCAGAUUUUGUUCUCUGCAAUUUGGUUCUGCAUUUGGUGAUCAUGAAUUUCCUUGGAUGAAUUAGCACCUUUUGGCCUGCUUUGAUACUGUUUCCUAGAACAAUGAGAACUAGAUAUGAUCGAUGAUAAACAAUUAAUAUGUAUCCGCUGUAGCAAUUUGCUUGCCAUUUUGAUUUUAUUUGAUAAAUUCACAUGGUAAGUUACCAAGUUAUGCAGACCCCAUAUAUGAAAAAUCCUGCAAUUAAUUUUUCGGUCACUA
Molecule: messenger RNA, 666 nt
Organism: Rosa rugosa (rugosa rose)
Lineage: Eukaryota; Viridiplantae; Streptophyta; Magnoliopsida; Rosales; Rosaceae
Product: dolichyl-diphosphooligosaccharide--protein glycosyltransferase subunit DAD1
Exons: 5
Coding region: 102-467 (121 amino acids)
Biological process (GO): protein N-linked glycosylation
Cellular component (GO): membrane; oligosaccharyltransferase complex
Source: RefSeq, a predicted model, not a curated record